AUGUCAGAAGAAAUAGUAAGCGAAUCACAGUUUUCCUUGAAGACCACAGCACUAAGAGCGUUUGAUCGCCCUCUGUCUUGGUACUAUUCUCUUUCUCAGAUCAGGUUUUCACCGGUCGCUAAAAAGUUGAUUGUGGUAACUGCAGUGACUGCUGUAUCUGUAAUUUUUCUGGCCCAUCACUUUAAAAGAAGACGAGGGAAGAAGAAAGGAAAAAUAUUGCCAUGGGAACCAGAGCACCUAAUUCUUGAAUACACUAAAAGAGCAGCAUCAGAAAAAGGUUCAAGUUGUUCCAGUAGCAGACAGAACUUGACAUUAUCUUUAAGUUCUCUCAAAGACAAAGGAUCUCAGUCUUGUAACUAUGCUAAUGGAGGACUUUUCAGUAAAUACUCAGGUUCUGCACAGAGUUUGGCCUCUGUCCAGAGUGUCAAUUCUUGUCAUAGUUGUGCUUGUGGCAAUUCUAAUUCCUGGGACAAAACAGAUGAAGAUGAUAUUAAACUUGUUAACAUUCCCGUGACUACGCCUGAGAACUUAUACUUGAUGGGUAUGGAAUUGUUUGAAGAGGCAUUGCGUCGAUGGGAACAAGCUCUAACCUUUCGAAAUAGGCAGGCUGAAGAUGAAGCCUGUAGCUCCAUUAAAUUGGGUGCAGGAGAUGCCAUUGCUGAAGAAAGUGUAGAUGAUAUCAUUAGCUCUGAGUUUAUCCAUAAGCUUGAAUCUCUGCUGCAAAGAGCAUAUCGUCUUCAAGAGGAGUUUGAAGCGACGCUGGGGGCAUCAGAUCCUAAUUCUCUUGCUAAUGAUUUUGAUAAAGAUACAGAUAUUACUGUGAGGGGCAAUGUGGACGACUAUGGCCUUCGAGACACCUUGAGCGUUGCUUCAACCGAUUCCUUUGCUUCAGCAGCAGAGCUUGCAGAACACAGAGAAGUCCGACAUUCUUAUAGUCUGGAGUCUCUUUGCCACUGCCCUUUUUAUGAAGAAGCCAUGCAUUUAGUUGAAGAAGGAAAAAUUUACUCAAGAGUGCUGAGAACUGAAAUGCUGGAGUGCCUAGGAGACAGUGAUUUUCUUGCCAAACUUCACUGCAUACGACAGGCUUUUCAGGUUAUUCUUUCAGAAACAGCCAAUAGGAUAUUCCUUGCUGAGAGUGGGAGGAAAAUUUUAUCAGCGUUAAUUGUGAAAGCACGAAAGAAUCCAAAGAAGUUUGAAGAUGUUUUUGAUGAAAUGAUCUAUUUUUUAGAACAGACUGAUCACUGGGAUAGUACUGAAAUGGAACUUGCUGCUAAAGGAGUCAAAAAUCUAAAUUUUUAUGAUGUUGUUCUGGAUUUUAUAUUAAUGGAUUCCUUUGAAGAUUUAGAAAACCCACCCACGUCCAUACAGAAUGUAGUAAAUAAUCGCUGGCUAAACUCAUCCUUCAAAGAAACUGCUGUGGCUUCAAGUUGUUGGUCGGUGCUGAAACAGAAAAGGCAACAGAUGAAGAUCCCUGAUGGAUUUUUUGCUCAUUUUUAUGCCAUUUGUGAGCACAUCAGUCCUGUCCUAGCCUGGGGCUUUUUGGGCCCUAGAAAUUCUCUCUAUGAUUUAUGUUGCUUCUUUAAGAAUCAGGUUCUUUUCUUCCUCAAAGACAUUUUUGACUUCGAGAAAGUACGCUAUUCCAGCACCGAGACCUUGGCCGCAGACCUCUUGCAGUUACUCAUGCGCCGCACCGAGCUCCUGAUGGCCUACGUCGGAGCCGAGGCGCUGCGGCACACAGGCAGCUGUGUCAGCACUCACGGUCAGGUUAUGUCCUCUGGCCUGGUCGAAGCCAAAGUUCAAUAA
Molecule: messenger RNA, 1803 nt
Organism: Pipistrellus nathusii (Nathusius's pipistrelle)
Lineage: Eukaryota; Metazoa; Chordata; Mammalia; Chiroptera; Vespertilionidae
Source: the annotation of a GenBank genome assembly